AGAGGAAGGGUGAAGUAUUUCUGCAGUGUUUCAGUCUCUUCAUAUCUAGCUUCAAACAGCAAGUCUGUUUGCUUUUCUAUCCCAACGGCUUAGCAGGGAGGUCUGCUACUGGCUCUGGUGCAGUUCUGCUGGAACUCCCACAUUGGGACUAAUUGUUUCUCUGUUUCAGCUGCGGGCUCGUUUGAUGAUGAGUGUCAUUGCAGUCCAGUCUGUGAAAAUGGUGACAGCCAACAUGUUGCUGAGUGUCUUCUUGGUUUCAGGUGCUCUGACUGCAUGUCCUUACAAUCCAGACCUAUUCAUAAAUACACCAAAGAACAUGGAAGCACUGAGUGGAUCUUGUCUGCUAAUCCCAUGUAACUAUAGAGCUAAAAUGGAUCAAGAUUUCAAAAGCACAAGGAAAACCUCCGGAGUGUGGAUUAAAAGUUCAAAAGAUUUUGUUAAAAUUCCUAAAAAUGUUAUUUAUAACAGUAGCUGGGAGCACAAUGUCUAUCCAAUGAAGAUUACUGGAGACCUGAGUCAGAAGAACUGCACCACUUUAUUUUCUAGUUUGAUCACUAAUCACACAGACACAUACUACUUCAGAAUUGAGAACUGGCCAAGCAGAGCAACAGCUGAGUGUGAUCCUCUUCAAAUAAGAGUUAGAGAUUCCCCCCCGAGCCCCAGAAUUGAGAUCUCAGGUGCUCUGAAGGAGAAGGAGUCUGUCACUAUAAGCUGCUCAGCUCCCACUCCCUGUCCACACUCCCCUCCUAAACUCACCUGGAAUCUCCAACAAGACCCUCACAACAACAUAAAGGUGAACACAGAUCGGACCUUCACAACUAAAAUCCAGAAGACCAUCACUCUGUCAGACACACAUGAUGGACUCACCAUCAGCUGUUCUGCCACAUAUCCUGUGAAUGAAGGAAGAGGAGUCAAGACAGCAGAGGAGACAAAGACUCUCAGUGUCUCAUAUGCUCCCAAGAACACCUCAGUGUCCAUCAGUCCAUCAGGUUUGGUGUCAGCAGGUAGCUGGGUGAACCUGACCUGCUCCAGCAGAGCCAAGCCCCCCCCCAGCUUCAGCUGGUUCAAGGACAGCAAAAUUGGAGCAAUCCGUGUAGGUAAAGGGAAGUUUUACAGCGUCAAUGUGACCAGUGAGACAGAAGAUUAUCACUGUUUGGUCACAAAUGGUCUCGGUAAUCAGAGGUCAUCUUGGAUUCGUUUAAAGAGUGCAGAUGGUCCAGAGUUUGGGGUUGAUGUCUACGUUACAGUGAAGAUCCUGGGAAUCAUCACACUCUACAGUACACUCAUCAUCUUUGAGUGCUGGUUGAGAUCACGGUGCUGCAACAAACCAGUGAAGGACGCAGGAGAAGAAGACUACGUCAACAAAGUGAUUGAGAUUCAAGCAACAUGAAGGAGAAGAAGAAGACAUGAUCACCAUGAAUGGAA
This is a messenger RNA of Etheostoma cragini (Arkansas darter), 1425 nucleotides long. RefSeq names its product myelin-associated glycoprotein-like. Bases 185 to 1390 code for a protein of 401 amino acids. The record is from RefSeq and is a predicted model, not a curated record. The transcript is spliced from 8 exons. Lineage: Eukaryota; Metazoa; Chordata; Actinopteri; Perciformes; Percidae.